AAACAACAAUAGCAAUGAGUGCAGCAAAGUAGUACACACUCACACACACAACAACAACUACAUUCACACAUACAUCUACACCCAAGUGCAUACAGACAUACAGAGAUACAGACUUUGUAAUCGAAAACGUUGGGUUCAUCGGCGGUGCAACGAAGACAGUCUUGUGCUGCAUCCCAUUGAAAGAAGAAGAAGAAGCUCUGUGUCAAAAACAAAAAUUUUAUUUGUGAAGUGAUUUUCGAAUAUUCCCCGUUAUUGCAACAGCUCACUUGUGCGUGUCGAAAUCUUAAGAGUGUUAAUCCCCAAAGCGUUUUCGGAAUUUCACGCUCGUUUUGCGCUUGUAUUUCGCGUUGCACUAUACAGACAUACGAGUGCGUGUGUUUGCGCAUUCGUGCGUGUUGCUUAUUCAUUUGAACGCUGUUUGCUGCCAAUAAAUACAUUGCUUUCUGCAAUUUCGCGGCUCCACUGCAACGCUGCUGCCACGGUUUGUGCUGCAAGUGAGGAGCACUGGAUCAGGCUGCCGCUGCUGGUGUGUAACGAGACGCGCCUAUGAAGUGAAGCAUGGAGUUUGGCAGUGAUCGUGAGCAAAUAUGAACGUCGACCACUCAUCCAUAGACACGAGUUAUUAAAUUAAAGCAAAGGGAAACCGAAUUGAAGAUAUCAUAUAUUUAGUGGUUGGCCAGUGAAGCAGACACACACACACACAGCAAUUGUGAGAACACACAACGACAUCAUCUAACAGAGGUUAUGUGCCGCAAAGUGGAGCGACACAGCAGCGCAACGCGACCGUUGGCCAUCGCGAGCGCUACAGCAACAGCAACGGCUACAACAACGAUUAUGACGCUGUCGAAAAGGCGAAAAUCUCACAAGAGCACAAAUUCUACGCUGCCAACCGCCAGCAUGUGCACGAGGAAGACCACAAGUUGGCCGCUUUGCGCAGCCGCCGCGAUGCAACACAGCUUCGACUCGCUGCGAUGGCUGGGCGUGCUGGCGCUGCUGCUGCUGGCCACACGUAAUAUCGAAUGUCGGCAAGAGGAGUACGCGCGUCCAUCAAUUUCACAAAUAUCACCAAAAUCCAGCAGUCCCAUGGUGUCUGAGGCGCCCAUUCUUUUGCACACCUCCUCGAAAUUAGUGCUCGAGAGCACGAUUGUUGAGACAAACAAUAUAGCUGAGAGUUUACUGACGACUGAUGGCGGCCUCGAUCAUGACGAUAAUGAAACACGCCAGCACAUACGCAUGGAACGCUCCGCUCAGCCAAUAUUGAAUGAAAACUAUCCCAAAUCUGGGCCUAAUGAUGUGCAUUUCCCGAGUGAUACGGAGAAGGAAGUAGGCGCUGGCCAUUACUUCCAAUACAAUAUUAAACCGACUGGCACACUAAGUGAUGACACCUCUGAAGCGCCGGAACGUACGAAGAGCGCACGUGCGGGCAAAACAUUGAAGCCCUCGUUCGGUGGCAUUACGUCGACGUCUACGCCGGCCACCACUUCAGUAACGGAGUCUUUUUUAGCGAAAGGGGACCUGCGACAGCUUACGUCGGGGUCCCCGAUCAAUCCGACGCGCAGUACUGCUACCUCGACGGCGGCCACUGCCACGGCCUUGCCGCAUAAUCCGCGUCAAAACUCGAAUCCGGAUAUACAGGACAUUAUAACGGGUAUUGUUAAGCUCUUAAAUGGCAAUGUUAACGUUCAUGCCAAUACACAAGGACUGCGUCGUCCAUCUGCCAGUCGCAUUAAUAAUCGUGGACCACCGCGUAUAUCUGAUGUGCAAACAUUGCCGAUAGAUUAUGAUACGCAGAAGAAACCAUUGGGAUCAUCUAUUCGUCCACCGCCAUAUACGGGACCAUUCGAUCGGCCGGAACGGCCAUUUAUUACAGGUGUACCAAUUCCUGAGCAAAUUGUGCCCUUGCGACCAGGAUUUAUUAGUCAAAGACCGCCAUGGCAUCGACAGAAACCAAGACCUCCAAUCACUACUGCUAUUGGUGGUAGACGUCCAAUACCACAAUAUAAACCAAUGCCGAAUUCACAGUUAUCGCCUCCUGCCGCUGAAGAAUCAGCCAUCCCUGCCAAAGACACGCCGGAGAUGACGUCAUCUCAACAUUCAGGGGAAAUUUCCGUGCCUCCAGACUAUAACGAUGCAAAUGGCGAUGCGCCUAAACCGACUGACGCAACCUAUGAUUCAGAGUUCUCUAAUGAAGACACGAAUUCUCAAUACAUUGAGGUAUCCGAUCAAGACUCUAAUGAAACUGCUGAUCAAGAUCCUAUGGCGGCUGAGAAAGACGAAUUAGAAGAGGAUGAGGUAGCGCCAAUGCAGGCGUUACCGCCACCCACAAAGAAGGAUGAGCAAAAUAAUAAGAAGAAACCUACUAAACAUAAGGGUCCUGACAAGAAGAAACACACAAAAGAAAAUUAUGGAGCAAUAAUCGAAAGCACCUCUGUUGUACACGAUGAGAUGCAAAUGUCUUCUACAUACGCACCGAUGCCGAUGGAGAUCGGUGGAGAUGCUAUUAUUGACCCAUCGACAGAAGAGGUUAUUUUCAUGACACCUAGUAAGACGCCCGCCCUGGAAAUCAGUUCUAAAAUGGAUGACACAAGUUCUCCUACUGAAAUAGCAACGCAAAGCUCCAUCUUUACUACAGCAUUACCGAAUAUAUCUCAGAGCCCGAUUAUGCUGAGCCCAUCGAGCACCACUGAACUGUUGGCGACCAUUCCACCUGCUUCAACUAAUACCACACCCAAACCACUUCCCACAACUACUACUACUAGACUACCACCACCACCACCACUAUCAACUACCACAUCUAUUAAUACCAUCACUUCCACCUCUGUCGCACCGCCCGCGACGCCCUCUGUUAACACCCACCCAACGCCAUUGCCUCAACCUCCACCUGACUAUCAACCACGACCAGGUAUAGUUCUUGAUGAUCCCGAAUUCAAACCGGGUGGACGACCACGUCCGCCACGACCACAUCCACCCCGUCCAGCUGAUGUCCCACAACAACCACCAUUUAAUAUUCAACCCACACGACAGCAUUUGCCUCCUGGCUAUGGGGAAAUAUUUGAUGUAACUCUAUCAGCCAUACAAGGUCCUGGGUCGGUAGGCGGUUCGCAACAGACGAUAAAUAUCAAACCAUAUGGAUCAUACGGCAACAGUGGGGGUCAACAAGGCGAUAUAAUACUAUCUGCCGCAGGUGAUGAUGGUUUUGUUUCUAUUGAUGGUAAGCGCACUUACAUCAAUCUCUUUGGUGAUCCUACAGAUCCGCCCGUUGGAGUACCCACUACACCCGCGACGGCAAUACCCCAACUACCUGGAAGCGGUGCCACGGUAGGCAGCGGUAAUGGUAGUGGUAAUGGUGUAGAUAGCAGUGGAAAUGGUGGAUCCGGUGGCGGUAAUGCAGUUACUCAGAACAACAUACCCAGUCUAGGUUCAGGAUAUGGUAUACCAGAAACUGAGGUUGUAGAUUUGGAGCCGACCAAGUCCAAUAGUGUAAAGCCACAAUCGUCUACUACUAAUUCUGGACCAACGAGACCUCAUUAUCGUUCCCGACCAACACAGCCGCCUGUGCGUAUCGACACUUGCAUUGUGGGCGACGAUUCGACUUGCGAUCAAGCGCAACACGAACGUUGCAAGACCGAGAACGGUGUUUCCAGCUGCCACUGUCGACCCGGUUACUCCCGACGCAAGCAUCGCGAACCAUGCAGGAAGGUCAUAUCUUUCUAUCUGGGCAUGCGUGUGGACCGUAUUUACGAGCAUCGUAUUGUGUGGGACAACAAGCUUUUGGACAAACACAGCGAACCCUAUGGACAACUAAGCUACGAGUCGAUUAGAGCAAUUGACUCAGCCAUGUCAAUGACGCCCUACUCGGAUGAGUUCAUGGAUGCACGAGUUAACAAUAUUUACCGUGGUGAUCCGAAUCUGGGUGGUAGCGGUGUGUUCGUCAACAUGACCAUCAAACUUGAUGAAAGUGUUGAAACUUUGCGCCCAAAUCUUCGCGCUGAUGUCCAAAAACAUUUGUUGGGCGUACUCCACCGACGAAACAAUAAUAUUGGUAACUCUGUACUGUACGUUUCUUCACCGGAGGGCUCUAUAACGGCCUUACACGACCUGGACGAAUGUCAGUCACGCGAGUUAAAUGAUUGCCAUGCAAGUGCGUCAUGUUCCAAUUCGUGGGGAAGCUUCCGUUGUGCCUGUGAGGCAGGUCUCCGUGAUCCAUGGGCCGAUCAACCACAGCGCGCUGGUCGCGACUGUCAAUCUUGUCCGGACUCAUACUGCAAUAAUCGUGGCACCUGCAGUUACAAUGAGGAAGGAAAUCAAGUUUGUGCUUGCGACUCCAGCCAUUAUGGCGGACAAUGUGAGAUCGACGGUGAAGUUUUGGGCGUAGCUAUUGGCGCUUCCUUGGCCGCGGUAAUUAUUAUAGUGUUGACAUUGGUUUGCCUGAUAAUGUGGUCGCGUCGUUGGCAACGAGAGCAGAAGAACGCUAUUGGUUCGCCGGUAUUUGGUUAUAUGAAUACGGCGCCAAUGAAAUCAGCUGGUCUGCCGGGACAACCGGGCUACCAAGUAACGUUGGAGGAUCGUAUGCGUUGGGCACAAAUCGCUGAUGUAAUGGCACAGACGAACCAUUACGGGGUAAGUCCGAUUGCGGAACCGGUCGGACCCACACGCCCAUCGUCGGCAAUGUUCGCUUAUCCGAAUCUGCAAUCUAUGGGUAUGGGCACCAUGGGCGGCAUGUCAAUGCAGGGCACCAUGCAGAUGCACCAGGCGGGCAGCAUGGCACCGCCAGUUCCACUGCCACGGUAUGAGUGCGUAUACCCCUCAGACAAUUCCUCCAAUACAAAUAAAAAAAGAUUGGGGUUGAGUUCCCGCUCGAAUGGCAUGCGCACCUUGGAGAAUUCCAGCUCAAGUGAGGAAGAGGAUCGUGCUGAUCUGCUCGGGCGUAAUUUUCAAGUACCACGACCAAAGAGUAGAAGUAAUGGAAGCAUAGCGAAUCAGUCGGGCAUCUACUACGACGUCGACUAUGAGCCAUCGGGCAAUGGCAUCGGCAAUACGAGUGUGGAUCAUUUGUAUGGUUCGCAAAAUCAGUCAUCCUCCCACUCACACACGCACUCACACUCACACAGUGGCAAUAAUCACAUACCGGGACCACAGGGCAUACCAAUGAGCACCUACACAUCCGGACGGGCCCCGAGUAGUUACUACAUGAAAUAAUACCGUUAACGCAUAAAUACGUAGUAGUCUGUCUGCUGAGCGCCUCAUGCGGGUGUUGAAUUUCAAAUUUUCGAAAUUCGGGAGGGUCAAUUCAAUUCUUGUAUUUGCCUUAAGAGCUAGUCGUUAAGUGAAUAUGUAGUUGUAAAUAAAAAUUAACGAAAUAACACGAUACUAUUAAUUUAUUUAAAUAAAAAAAAAAAACCAUAGAACAUUAAGUAAAAUUAACUGUUAUUUAAGCACCCAUUCUUUAGUUAAGCUAAGUCUAUUUAUCGCUCCUUUACUAACUUCGGCUGAAGGAAGAACGCACAUGUCUAUGUUUAAGUAUUGUAACGCAGUAAUUUGAAGAAUGCAAUUUAUUUUAAUAACUUCAACAAGUUUGUUUAUAAAAUACCAACAAAGUUGUUGUAAAUAUAAGUAAAUGUAAAAAAUCAGUGUACAUACGUAUAUAUUCUAAACAUAUGUAAUAAAUUUAAUAGAGACCAAAAACACUCUGUAUUAACCUCAAUUUGGAUCUCCUCUAUAUCACGAGACCAGCGAUUCAGUUGUAAACAAAAUUAAAAAAACCACAACACCAACACCGUUUAAUGCAAUGUCUUACCAAAUUUAUUGAAUUCAUUUUCAUAGACAAAGAGUAAUACAAUACUUUCUGUGAGUAAUCAAGCCAUGUAAAGUUUAAAUAUUAUUUUUUAGUUUUUAGUUUUUUGGGGUUAAUGUGGUGUGUAAAAUAUGCUACUUGCCAAUAUUUAAUUAAAUCAAAUACUUCGCGUAACCAACACAAUAAAAUAAAUUAAUUAGUAAUAAAAUUAAGAAUAUCAAGGGAAAGCAACCAUUUGAGUUGAAUAAGCCUUCAG
Molecule: messenger RNA, 6050 nt
Organism: Zeugodacus cucurbitae (melon fly)
Lineage: Eukaryota; Metazoa; Arthropoda; Insecta; Diptera; Tephritidae
Gene: pwn
Product: mucin-2
Exons: 10
Coding region: 745-5199 (1484 amino acids)
Molecular function (GO): calcium ion binding
Source: RefSeq, a predicted model, not a curated record